AAACUAGCAGUACCACUCACUCUCCCUCAAACCUCCCCCCCCUCACUCUCCCCUCUCACUGGACCAGGAUCAGCCAAGAUGCCUACUCUUCACCAGUACGACUACCUGUUCGCUUUCGGGGUCAUCUUCUGUACCCUCGAUGCGUUCAUGAUUGGUGCCAACGAUGUCGCCAACGCGUUCGCGACCGCCGUCGCUUCGAAAUCCUUGACGAUGCGUCAGGCGACCAUGGCCGCCGCCCUCUUCGAAUUCUUGGGAGCGGUCCUCGUCGGUGCUCGAGUAUCGAGCACGAUCAAGAACGGUAUCGUUCCCGCCAGCAUCUUUGAAGGCAACGCUGGCCUCCAACUGCUCGCUUUCGUCAACGCCAUCUUUGUCUCCUCCAUCUGGUUGUCGAUCGCGACCCGACUCGGAUGGCCCGUCUCGACGACCUACUCGAUCGUCUCGGCCGUAGCGGGUGUCGGAAUCGCCUGUGGUGGAUUCGACGCACCCCAGUGGGGUUGGAACGGUGGAUCCGGUCUCGGUGCCAUCUUUGCCGGUCUGGUCAUCGCCCCGCUCAUGGCAGCCGGGUUCGCCUCGACCGUCUACCUGCUCGUCAAGUUUAUCGUCCUCGUCCGAAAAGACGCCACACGAUGGGCCCUUUACACGGGUCCGUUCUGGUUCAUGGUCGUCGCUUGCGUGUGUACGAUGUCGAUCGUCUACAAGGGAUCGCCUUCGUUGAACCUGGAUGACAUGUCGCCGGGAAAGACGGCUGCGGCGAUCUUGUUGACCGGAUUCGUCAUCGGAUUGUUGGCCGUCGUCUUCUGGUUGCCUUUCGUCUACGGCAAGGUCAUCAAGAAGGAUUACACCCUUCGAUGGUACCACUUUUUCCUCGGACCCAUGCUCUGGAACCGUCAAGCUCCCGAGGAUGCCGGCUCUCGAUCCGCUGUCAAAGACUACCGAAUUCGAAAGUCUCUCGACCACGACACGAUCCCUCAGACCGGUGAUGCCCCUGCUACCGCUAUGAGCGCCGAAAAGGCCAUGCCCCGCGCCGAGUCCUCCUCCAACAACUCUGCCAUCGAGAACCCCGCCCAGGCCAAGGCUGCCGAGCUCUUGCAGGAACCCCACCAGCCCGAAUCGUUGCCCAGAGAAUCGGCGCUCGAGCGCGAAGUCGAGACUCCUCAGAUCGAGGGCUUCCCCCUGGCUCCCCGAAACUUGUGGAUCAUCCUCAAAUACAAGGUCGCUCCCGUCCUCUGGAAGGCCAUCAGCCACGGAUCCACCGUCGACGUCCACGCGCUCCAGGCUCAAAAGGACGACGAGAAGGGUGCGGCAAGAAUGGCCGUCAUUCACGGUGCCGCCAAGCAGUACGACAACGAUACCGAAUACGCCUUUACCUUUAUGCAGGUCUUGACCAGCUGUACCGCCUCGUUCGCCCACGGAGCCAACGAUCUGUCCAACGCCAUCGGUCCCUUUUCGGUCAUCUACUACACCUGGAAGUUUGGGCUCCCCGCCGGAAAGAACUCGGAGAUCGAGGUCUGGAUGUUGGUCUACGGAGCUUCUGCGCUCGUCCUCGGUCUUGCCACGUACGGUUACAACAUCAUGGCCGUUCUUGGAAACAGGAUCACCUUGAUCUCUCCCUCCCGUGGAUUCACCAUGGAGCUCGGAGCGGCCAUCACCGUCAUCCUCGCUUCCCAGUACGGUAUUCCCGUAUCAACCACCAUGUGCAUCACCGGUGCUACCGUCGGUGUGUCGUGCUGCAACGGAGACUGGAAAGCUACUAACUGGCGUGCGAUCACAUGGAUCUACUGCGGCUGGAUCGGAACGAUCGUCGUUGUCAUGACCGCAUCAGCCUGCCUGCUCGCAAUCGUUAUCAACGCACCCCGAUUGUGAUUUCGCCCCCAAAACGCAAAUUUUACUUCCACCUUGACUAUAGACGAACUUCCAGC
Messenger RNA from Filobasidium floriforme, 1919 nucleotides. RefSeq names its product sodium:inorganic phosphate symporter. The coding region runs from base 79 to 1863 and encodes 594 amino acids. Lineage: Eukaryota; Fungi; Basidiomycota; Tremellomycetes; Filobasidiales; Filobasidiaceae. Gene Ontology annotation, biological process: phosphate ion transmembrane transport. The transcript has 4 exons. The record is from RefSeq and is a predicted model, not a curated record. Gene Ontology annotation, cellular component: membrane.